Melitaea cinxia (Glanville fritillary) is the source of this 1449-nucleotide messenger RNA. It is a transcript of the gene Pka-C3, whose product is annotated as cAMP-dependent protein kinase catalytic subunit 3. Bases 312 to 1400 code for a protein of 362 amino acids. The record is from RefSeq and is a predicted model, not a curated record. Gene Ontology annotation, molecular function: ATP binding; protein serine/threonine kinase activity. The transcript has 7 exons. Gene Ontology annotation, biological process: protein phosphorylation. Lineage: Eukaryota; Metazoa; Arthropoda; Insecta; Lepidoptera; Nymphalidae.
UACUACUAUACCGAUGGCCGAUCUCUACCGCCAUCGCCAGUGAGAAUCAAAGCGCGUUGAGGAGAGAACGUGUCUUUAUAAAUAACUGGAACGCGCGCUUUACACUACACGAAUUUUUUAAAAACAAAAUCAAACAAAACUGGCCUAAAAUAAAUUAUGCUAAAUUUUCCUAUAUAAACAUUUACAACUGCGGCUACGUUUCUUUGGACUUGUGUAAGGAUUAAAGAGAUUGUUUUAUUUGAGAGUUAAUUUAAUAAUGUUUUGAAUUUAAUUCAUUUUAAUUUUUGGAAGAUUUUCCUAAAACUUCUACAAUGAUGAUGGCUAGUGCUAAAAUGAUUAGAAACUGUAGCUCGGACCUAAGUUCCGAUGUACGGUCCCUUUCGGUGGCAUCAUCUACUGAAGAACAGGAGUCCACCACCACUGAUACCGAAUAUUCUGAAGAAGAGAAAGAAUAUGAACUAGAUGAUCUGCAAAUUUUGAAGACCAUCGGGACUGGAACAUUUGGUCGCGUAUGCCUCUGUCGAGAUAAAGCUGCAGAUGAAUAUCUAGCUAUGAAAAUUCUAUCCAUGGCUGAUGUUAUCCGUUUGAAGCAAGUUGAUCACGUCAUGAAUGAGAAAAGUAUUUUGGCUGAAAUCAAUCAUCCUUUUAUAGUUAAUUUGCGGUGGUGGACGCACGAUGAUUCGUGUAUCUAUAUGCUUUUCGACUACGUGUGCGGGGGGGAACUAUUCUCCUAUUUGAGAAACGCAGGCCGGUUCAGCAAUAGUAUUGGUAAUUUCUACGCAGCGGAAAUCGUUUCAGCGCUGGAAUACCUCCACGCUCGGAAUAUUGUGUACAGAGACUUAAAACCAGAGAAUCUUUUACUUGCAAAAGACGGUCACUUGAAGAUCACUGACUUCGGUUUUGCGAAAAAAUUAACAGAUCGUACGUGGACACUUUGCGGUACGCCAGAGUAUCUCGCGCCUGAGAUUAUUCAGAGUAAAGGCCACAACAAAGCCGUCGAUUGGUGGGCUUUAGGUGUACUCGUUUACGAAAUGCUUGUCGGCUACCCUCCGUUUUAUGACGACAAUCCUUUUGGAAUUUACGAGAAAAUUCUAAAUGGUCGCGUAGAUUGGCCGCGGCACCUUGAUCCGGUAGCUAAAGAUAUAAUCAAGAAACUGCUGGUCCAGGAUAGGACCAAGCGACUCGGCAAUAUGAAGUGUGGUGCGGAAGACGUAAAGAGGCACAGAUGGUUCAAACACAUCGACUGGGCUGAUGUUUAUAUGAAGAAAUUACAGCCUCCGAUUGUGCCCUCUGUUUCGUACGAAGGGGACACAUCAAAUUUCGAUGACUACCCAGAGACAGAUUGGAAAGCUGUGCGGUCACUCGAUCCUGAUGAACUUAAAUUGUUCGCUAACUUUUGAUGUAAACUAGAAUAAGGCUUAGAAUUUAAAUAAAUAACGGAAUAGUUAA